Cercopithifilaria johnstoni is the source of this 234-nucleotide messenger RNA. Lineage: Eukaryota; Metazoa; Nematoda; Chromadorea; Rhabditida; Onchocercidae. The record is from the annotation of a GenBank genome assembly.
AUGAAUAAAAAAAUAGAGGAGGAGGAGGAGGAGGAAGAGGACAAGGAGGCGGAGGAGGAAAAGGAGGAGGAGGAAGAGGAGGAAAAGGAAGAGGAGGAAGAAGAUGAAUUGGAAGCGAAUGAUUAUUUAUUGAAUGAAUCAAUUGGACGAAUAAAUAGACGACAAAGUAUGCAAUCAUUUCAUAUUAUUACUUUUUCACCUUCUCAACAUAUAAUCAUUUCAUUCUUUACGUAA